CACUCCUCCGUCUGCUCCUCUUUACAUUUUGAAUGGUUUCAGUUGUCCGGUCCGCUUCGAAGUGCAUCCAUGUCUUUGCUGUGGUUUGGCUGCAGCCAAAAGCAAGACAUCCAAUAUUGACAUGGAUUUUACAUUACUAUCUGACAAAGACUCGUCCUCUCUGACUCCCCCUUCAGCCUUCCACUCUCUCAUUCAUCUUUUCAUCGACUUCCCUGCAGCAGCCUUUCUUGGUUAAGUCUUUGGCGUGCCAGUCUGUGGCGCUGAAAAUGGCUCUGGACUGAUCCCAAGUGUGUCAUCUACGGUGGGCUGCUGCUGGUUACUGUGCUUGUUUGCUGCGUUGGUUGUGAAGAUGUGGAGCUGGAUUUUCACUGUGACUGCCCUGCUGUCCUCCAUGAAAAGGAUUGAAGCUCAGGGCAGGUGUAAUAAUGUGCAAGCAGCAGAUAUUGUUUUCCUGGUUGACGGGUCUUCCAGCAUUGGCCGAGCUAACUUCCUGCAGGUGAAACGCUUCAUGGCUGGGGUCGUCAAGCCGUUCGUCAGCUCUGUCAGCGAGUCAGGGAUACGGUUUGGGGUCAUACAGUACAGCGACACCUCAAGGGUUGAAUUUACAUUUAGCACCUACCUGGUUGGCACCGAGCUGGUCAACGCUGUAGAGAGUCUGAACUAUAAGGGCGGGAACACACGGACUGGUGCUGGUCUCAAGUUUGUCGCUGAUAACUUCUUCAAUCCUACGACCAGUCGGGAUGUACCAAAGAUCACUAUCCUCAUAACAGACGGAAAGUCACAAGACAGUGUGGAAGAGCCAGCACAGAAGCUGCGCAGUCAAGGAGUCCAUGUAUUUGCAGUUGGUAUAAAGAGCGCGGACAGGAAGGAAUUGGCUCAGAUCGCCUCUCAGCCCAGCGGUGAUUUCACCUCCUUUGUCGGGGACUUCAAACUGCUGAACACACUUCUUCCCCUUGUGAGCCCUAAGGUCUGUUCCAAAGCCGGAGGGGUCUAUGCUAGCGAUGAGGCCUUUUCUGGUCCGUCCAACAUACAGUUCACCGGCCAAACGUCUGAUACUCUGCGGUUCCGCUGGGGUGCGGCACGGGGGCCAUUGACUGGCUACUUGGUCCAGUAUGUGCCACUCUCUGGUCUGGGUCAACCUAUCACAGCAGAGCUGCGUCAGGAAACUGUCUCUGCCAGUCAGAGGACCUUUACCGCACAAGAGCUGAGGUCUGGAACCGACUACCUGGUGACUGUCAUUGCUCAGUACCCCAACAGUGUUGGGGAGUCUGUUUCUGGCAAGCAACAAACCAGGUCUUUGCCAGCGGUCACCAGCCUGCGCCUGGUCCAGGCAGGCUUCUUCUCCCUUUCUGUGGUCUGGGAUCAGCCUUCGUCUCCUGUGCAGGGCUACAGGCUCACCUACGGACCACGAGGUCAGCCAGCGUCUCAGUUGUUGGAGCAGUCUCUGUCGGCAGACUCCACAUCCAUCACCCUGGAGUCGCUUCAGCCCGACACGGAGUACGUGGUCAGCCUCUAUCCGCUGUUCCCUCGAAACUCUGCAUCCCCGUCCAUCCUCAACGCCCGCACACUGCGCCUCGAGGUCGUGCAGCAGCUGUCAGUGGAGACGGAGUCGGAGGGCAGCGUGCGGGUGCGGUGGAGAGGUGUCAAUGGUGCGCGGGCCUACCGACUGGUCUGGGGACCAAUUACAGGUCGAGAUGUCGAGACAGUGGAGGUUGCUGAUGAGUUUCAUACUCUGUCCAGACUGCAGUCUGACACCGAGUACAUCGUCACCAUCAUCCCGCUGUAUGAGGGCAACACUGAGGGCCCGGUAGCCACCGCCAGCUUCAAGAUAGAGCGUCAGGAGCAGCAGCUUCUCAGAGCAGCCACCAUCGGACCCUCCUCUAUUCGCCUCACGUGGAGGAUCAUUGAGUCAUCUCAAGGGUACCGCCUGGAAUGGAGAGCUGGGGAAGGAGGCCGUAUCCAGAGCCUGCCUUUUUCUAGAACGACUUCCAGCCAUGAGCUGACAGGCCUCCAGCCCAACACAGAAUACAUCAUCACGCUGUACACGCUGUUCGAAGGCCGGGAAGAGAACACGCCUGUCACCUUCAUAUCCAAAGAGGAACAGCCAGUGGGGAGGGUGUCCAACCUGAGAGUCGUGGAGACCCUGGGCAGCACGGUGAGACUCGGCUGGACAGGCGUAGCCGGGGCGACACAGUACCGCAUCAGCAUCCUGAACACAGAAGCGGGAUCAGAGGAAACACGGCGUAUUCCUGGUAACCAGACGACCCUUGACCUCAGAGACCUGAUAGUGGGCGUGCCUUAUGGUGUCAUCGUCGUAGCGCUAGUUGGAGAAAAUGAAGGAGACCCAGUUACUGUUUACAUCACACCAGAGCGAGAUGUUGGCAGAGUGACUAACCUUAGAGUGACGAACGCAAACAGUCGGAGGAUUCGAAUUGCCUGGGGAGGUGCUACAGGGGCAACAGGUUACAGGGUUACUUGGAGACAAGGCAACAAUGCAGAGCAGUCCCGUGUACUCGGAGCGGAUGUCACGGCCUUCACUAUCGACGGCCUGCAGCCAGACGAGGCGCUGGUGAUUGGUGUUGCAUCAAUGGUCGAUCAACGGGUUGGAGAGGUGGUCACGCUCUCUAGUCGGACCAAUCCGAACGGUGGAUCGGUGUCUGGCCUUCGCAUCGUUGACGUUACAUCUCAGAGGAUACGCAUUGCAUGGUCCCGUUCCACUAGGGCGACCGGGUAUAGGGUCACAUGGCGCCGCGCUGAUGGCGUCCAAUCAACUAAUAACGUGGACGCCGACGUCUCUUCCUUCACCAUUGAUGGGCUGCAGUCAGAUUCCGCCUACAGCAUAUUAGUUUCUUCACUGACUGGCAAUCGAGAGGGAAGUCCUUCCACCCUGAGUGUCAGAACAGAGUCGGAUCCGUCUGUGGUCGGGAGUGUGACGUCACUGAAAAUCCAGGAGGCCCGCGGAGAGGUUGUCCGGGUCACUUGGGUCGGUGUGCAGGGAGCGACGGCUUAUCGAGUGACUUGGAAGAGAACGGAUGGUGGUGAAGAGAGGAGUCAGCUGGUGGGGGGAGAUGUGACAGCAGUGGAUUUGGACCGAUUGGACCCUGGAGCACAAUAUGUGGUGCAGGUCAUGGCUUUGGUUCAAAACAGAGAGGGAUCCCCCGUGUCUGUCAGAAUCACCACACCUGGGAACCCCUCCCCCCCAGUGGCCACCAUAACUGUACGAGUGGCAGAGGUUACUCGGAAUUCUAUGCGGAUUGGCUGGAAUCCACUCGUUGGUGCCACGGGAUACAUUCUACGCUGGAGAGAGGAGACAGCGGUUGGCGGGGGCUCGUCCGUUACGCUCCCUGCAGCGUCCAGCUCUUACCAGGUGACCGGGCUGCGUUUGGGCCGUCGUUAUCGCUUUGCGGUGCAAGCCACCUUUCCAAAUGGAUUUGGAACUGAGAGCUCUGUUGUUGAACGCACUGCAGUUUGUGUGGGCGGGCGUCUGGAUGUGGUGUUUCUGGUUCCGGCAUCCACUGAUCGGAUUAGUCUUGCAAGCGCUCUGCGCCAACUGCUAACGAGUGCAGCAGGCUCGCUGGAAACUAUUGGAUCCGGCGACUCUCAGUUGGGAAUUGUAGUCUAUGGUUACAGGCCCAAAUUAUGGUUCCUGCUUAAUCGCCACGGCCGGUCUGACACUCUUCUCCAAGAGAUCCAGUCCACGCCAUUUGACGAAAGUCCCGGGAACAACAUUGGUGAGGCGGUGACAUACACCAGGCAGUACCUUCUGACCCCCUCAGCUGGACGGAGGCCGAGGGUCCCCGGUGCUGUCGUCAUCAUUGCUGACAAAACAUCAGCGGACAACCUGACUCUCGCAGCCAGCAGUCUCAGGGCUGCAGGUGUGACCGUGUUGGCAGUGGGUGUGGACCAGGCGAAUACCGAGGAGCUGCGUCGGGCAGUGACGGACGGCAGCCCCCAGAACGUCCUGUAUGCUCGUGAUGCAUCACAGUUGGACACCGUACAUUCAGAUCUCGCAGACUUGCUCUGUGGUAUCGCCAGAAUACCAGACGUAGAUCCAGGUCCAGAGCAGUGCACCGUUCAGUGUCCUCAGGGUGAAAGGGGAUAUCGUGGAGAAAAGGGUGAGAGAGGCAGAGACGGUUCAGAUGGGCGCAAGGGAGAUCCUGGCCGUGAUGGUCUGCCUGGGAGAGAAGGCCCCAGAGGACCUGAAGGACGCCCGGGUACACCGGGCCAAACUAUCCCCGUUGAACCCUCACUGGGGGUGAAAGGAGAAAAGGGGGAAAGAGGUUUUCCUGGCAUCGACGGAAGUGCAGGUUUGCCAGGACGACCAGGCUCACCUGGAUCCGCAGGGGUCCCGGGUUCACAGGGCCUGUCCGGAGUCAGAGGAGAUCCAGGUCAACCAGGUGGGACAGGGCCACUGGGGCCAAAGGGGACUAAAGGUGAAAGGGGUGAACCAGGCUCCGUUAUAUCAGGAGGGGGUCUUCCUGGGAGGAAAGGAGAGCCAGGCAUUCCCGGAAUACCAGGUACUCCUGGUCGGCCUGGCAGCGAUGGGACCAAAGGCGCCUUUGGAGCUCCGGGGACACCUGGUCAGGAUGGUCGCCCGGGUUUAUCAGGAACGCCAGGACUCUCCAUCAAGGGAGACAAGGGCAGCACAGGAGAUCGGGGACCUCCAGGGGUCGGAAGUGGGGUGGCCGUGAAGGGCGAGAAAGGCUCCCCAGGUGUCCCAGGACCUCCAGGGGCUCAGAGUCCUCGAGGGCCAUCAGGACCUCAAGGCAGCAAAGGAGACAAGGGCGAUAACGGCGAAGGGGUUCCUGGACUUCCUGGCAGACAAGGAGAUCCUGGGGACAGAGGUCCUCGUGGGCCUCCAGGUGAAAUUGGUACUAAGGGUGACCGAGGACAGCCAGGUGAGGCUGGAUUGCAGGGAGACAGGGGGGAGCGAGGACCAGCUGGUGAAACUGGGGCGAGAGGUGACUCGGGGAAGCCGGGCCUCGCAGGAGCAACAGGUUUAAGAGGCUUACCAGGACCCAGUGGAGCGGCAGGAGAAAAGGGAGCCGAGGGGGCACGAGGGGAGCCUGGCAGAAGUGGUCCAGGUAUUCCCGGGAAGAAAGGGGACCAGGGGGACCAAGGCCUGCCUGGUAAUGAUGGGGCGAGGGGAGUGAAGGGCGACGGCGGACAGAAAGGAGAGAAGGGGUCCUCAGGAUCAGGAGGGUCAGCUGUUGGAGUUAAAGGAGAGCCGGGAGAGAGAGGACUUGCUGGUAUCGGCGGAAGACCCGGCGCCAAGGGAGAUUCAGGUGAUCCAGGAGAGCGUGGGGACAAUGGGCGGCCAGGAAUCCCAGGAAAGGCUGGUCUCCCCGGGAAAGAGGGAGAAAGAGGAGAGAAGGGCGAUGAAGGCACACCUGGGGAGUCUGGACCUCCUGGGAAGCCAGGAGAACGAGGACUGAGGGGACUGGCUGGUCAGCCGGGUCGACCAGGAGAAAAAGGAGACAUGGGAGAUCCUGGAGAGCACGGACGAAAUGGCAGUCCUGGAUCCGCAGGACCAAGAGGAGAGAAAGGAGAACUGGGACCCCGAGGCCUUCCAGGACCACCAGGAAUAGUGGCCGACAUCAAGGGCCAGUUGAGAGGAGAGAGAGGAGAGAAGGGGGACAGUGGGGACCCAGGAGAGCACGGCGGAAAAGGUCAGAAAGGUGAAGCCGGCAUUCCUGGAGCCCCAGGCCUACGGGGUCCCGAGGGACAGCGGGGACCUGCAGGCACAAGAGGCGACGCAGGAGACAGAGGAGCACCUGGAGAAAAGGGAGAAAGGGGAAUAUCUGGCUUGGAUGGACGUCCCGGUCUGGAUGGUAAACCAGGUGCUGCUGGACCACCUGGUCUGAGGGGUGAUCCCGGGAAACAGGGGGAUCCCGGAAGAGACGGUUUACCAGGACUAAGAGGGGACCAGGGCCCCCCGGGGCCUGUUGGGCCUCUGGGCACCGCAGGGACACCUGGUAAAGCAGGUGAAGAUGGCAAACCUGGUUCUCCUGGCAAAACGGGCGAGGACGGUGUGCCGGGUGAAGAUGGGAGAAAGGGCGACAAAGGAGAUUCAGGAGCUGCAGGAAGAGAUGGCCGAGACGGGCAGAAAGGAGACCGGGGUCUUGCUGGGGCCGUCGGUCCCUCUGGCCCUUCUGGGCCCCCUGGAGGGCCCGGCAGCAUUGGUCCUCCUGGACAGGUGGUGUACGUUAAAGGAGUUGAAGCGGCACCAAUCCCCGGCCCGCAGGGGCCCCCGGGAACCCCUGGCGUGCCUGGGAUCCCUGGAGCUGUGGGAGUCCGAGGGGACAGAGGCCCAGCUGGCCUGAAAGGUGAAACUGGAGACCCAGGAGAGGACGGAGCGCCCGGCAAACCCGGCACAGCAGCGGAUGUACAAAAGGCUCUGGCCAAUCUUGGCAUUCAGGUGUUGGAUCUGAAGACCCUUGUGGACAAGAAGGACAUUCCACUGAUCCCCUUAGUGCAGAGGGCAGUGAAGGGGGACAAAGGAGACAGCGGUGAACCUGGACCGAGAGGACCGUCUGGUGCGGACGGUUCCCGCGGGUUUCAGGGAGAGAGAGGAGCAAAAGGGGAUCAAGGAGAGCGAGGACUCACAGGAGCAACUGGUCCUACAGGCAGAGCCAUUGGAGAGCCAGGGCCAGAGGGACCCCCGGGGCCCGCCGGAGAGUCAGGCAAACCGGGAAAACCGGGAGUUCCUGGGCGAGCUGGUGAACUAGGAGAGGCCGGAAGGCCGGGAGACAGGGGAGAUAGAGGAGACAAAGGGGACAAAGGAGAAGCUGGUAGAACUGGACUAACAGGAAUCGCUGGCCCACCUGGUCAAAAGGGAGCAUCAGCUGACUCUGUACUGAUUGGUACGCCUGGAACCAGAGGACCUCCAGGAGGUAUGGGACCGAAGGGAGAAGCCGGUGCUGCAGGAGCACCUGGAGCUCAAGGAGAACGGGGUUUUGCAGGCUCUCGUGGUGACAAAGGAGACAGAGGACAGUCUGGAGAACCAGGACGUGAUGGCUCACAGGGAUCACCCGGAGAACCAGGAAAACCGGGUCAGGAUGGGAAACCUGGCCCAACAGGGCCCGCUGGUCCUCGUGGCCAACCAGGAAACCCCGGAGAGCCUGGAAUUAGGGGGCCGACUGGCCCCAUGGGUCCCAACGGGCUUCCAGGUCCGCCAGGUGUGAAGGGUAAUCAAGGAGAUCCAGGCGUUGGCGUCAAGGGUCCUCCCGGGGCCCAGGGGAGCACAGGUCUGCCGGGACCAAUAGGGGCUCCAGGAGCUGUAGGUCCACAGGGCGCUCCAGGACUGUCGGGCCAGGUGGGGGAAUCAGGUAAACCAGGAGUCCCUGGAAGAGAUGGGGUGCCUGGCAAAGAAGGAAUACCUGGAUUACCAGGAAAGCAGGGCAUUGCCGGACCUCCAGGCCUCGCCGGCUUAAAGGGGGAGCAGGGAGACAGCGGCCCUCCGGGGAAGUCUGUGGCUGGACCCCCUGGACUCAAAGGAGAGCGGGGUCUUAGUGGUCAAACACUCCCAGGCACAACUGGAGAGCGAGGUCUACCUGGAGAAAAGGGUAACAGGGGAGACAAGGGAGCUGCUGCCAACAAGGGAGAGAGAGGAGUGGAUGGGGAACCAGGAGAGCCAGGAGAAGAUGGGUCACAGGGAUCUCCGGGGCCAAAGGGAGAUAAGGGAGAGAAAGGCAUCGGACAGUCAGGUCCUCCUGGUCAGGUUGGGCCUCAAGGCUUGAAGGGGGAUCAAGGCCUUCCUGGUCCAGCUGGUCCUCCCGGGCUUCAGGGGAAGCCUGGCAAUGCUGGGCAGCCUGGCCUGAGAGGAGAAACUGGACAACAAGGACCUCCUGGACCACCGGGGGAGAGGGGUCUCCAGGGCUUUGCGGGCCGUGCAGGAAAUGUCGGACCCCCUGGACCCGCUGGUCCUCCUGGACAGGCAGGCUCUCCUGGUACCAACGGGUUCAAAGGGGACAAGGGGGAGGUCGGCAUCGGAGGCCCCGGUCCCAGAGGAGAGAGAGGAGAACCAGGGCUGAGAGGAGAGGAGGGCCGCGCCGGCUUGGACGGGGAGAGAGGGCCGACGGGUCCUCCGGGGAAUCGUGGCGGUCGGGGAGAGAAGGGGGACAUUGGACUGCAAGGUGACAAAGGAGAGAAGGGGGACACGGUGCUGGUUGGAGGACCUGCUGGAGAAAAGGGCGCUAAAGGAGAAACAAGUGACAGGGGACCCAAAGGCGUGCAGGGAGAAAAAGGUGUAAAAGGUCAAGAAGGCCCUGGAGGGGAGCAGGGUCUGCAGGGGGAGCCUGGAGAAAGAGGAUCCAUUGGAUUCCCAGGGGCCCGUGGCCCUGGUGGACAAAAGGGAGAAGCCGGCCAACCUGGAGUACCUGGUGAAUCGGGUUUACGAGGAAAAGACGGGAUGCCAGGGCUGCGGGGGGAGAAGGGAGAGCUCGGUGUUGUAGGAAUGAGAGGAAUCAAGGGUGACCGAGGACCCAAGGGUGCUUGUGGAAAUGAUGGACAAAAAGGAGACAAGGGCGACGCUGGUAUUCAUGGGCGAUCCGGCUUACCAGGAAGAAAAGGUGAUCAGGGGGAACUCGGACCUUCUGGGGCCCCAGGGACACCUGGAAAAGAGGGACUAUUCGGUCCCAAGGGCGACCGCGGAUUUGACGGCCUGGCGGGACCCAAGGGAGCUCAGGGAGAGAAAGGUGAACGGGGUCCUUCUGGCGUGCCUGGUCCUCCUGGACCCAGAGGAGUGGAUGGGGCCCCGGGCCUGAGUGGGACUCAGGGACCAGCUGGUGCUAAAGGCCCAGAGGGGCUCCAGGGACAGAAGGGAGAGAGAGGUCCAAUCGGUCCUUCCUUGAUCGGUCCACGUGGUGUCCCAGGGAUCCCGGGGGAGCGAGGACAUCAGGGAGAUCUGGGACCAGAUGGAGCCAAGGGAGACAGAGGAGAGCCAGGCAUGACGGAGUAUGAGGUCAGAGAGUAUGUUCGCUCAGAGAUGAGUCAGCACUGUGCGUGUGGAGGUUCAGGCCCCGUAACUCGUUCCAAUCCCCCGGUCAGGGCUCGGCCUGCACCAGAGCAACAACUGGUCGUGAAGGGUGAGGAGGGCCGUGAGCUGCGUGUGGUGGUGAACACCAACGACCCCGACUACGAGCACAUCUACUCCAUCGAGGCCCUGGACGACCCCUCGGACGAGCUGCUCUACUUCCCUCCCGCUGCCAACCAGAGCGAUGGUGAGGUUGUCAAGGGUGAAACUGACAAAAAAGUCACAGUUGCACCAAACAAAUCAGCCAAAGCUGUUGUUAACAAAAGAGCUGAUGGUCAAAAAGCAGCCAAAGCUACACCUCUGAAAGCGGUCAAGUCCAAAUCAGUCAGAGUCAAGAGAAGAGUCAAAGGGGAAGCUCCAGCUGACGUGUGCCUUCUUCCCAUGGAGGAGGGGAACUGUGGACGAUACACUCUGCGCUGGUACUUUAACAGUCAGGUUCAGGCCUGCAGGCCCUUCAUCUACAGUGGAUGCGAAGGAAACGACAACCGCUUCCUCCACCUGGAGGAGUGCGAGGAGCUCUGCCUCGGGGAGGCUGAAGGUCCUCGUCCCUUGAAGACAGCCCGAUGAUCCAGGACAAGUUCUCCACAUCAUUAUUUUGUCAAAUGUUCAAGAUCUAUUUUUGUUUAUUUAUUGUCUCUGUAGAAGAGGGCAUUCCACAGUGCUUCCUUGCUUCAUGUUCUCAAAACCACGCGAAGACACAAUAGUAUUAUUUUGGUUGUUAUUGUUAGUACAUUUUUGUGCAGCAGUACAUUUGAACAUUAUUUCAGUGGACACAUCAGUACCUUCAGUCUGUUUCAUGCUGCACACAGAACAACUAACGGUACGUCUGUAUACAAAAAGGAUGCAAAACAAAUUGUUUGACUCAUGCGACAGUGUAGUGCAAAAGCCUUACGGAAAUGCUGAUAUUUUAAAAUUCUUUGUUUGUUUGAACUUGUAGGUCAUUCUAGGGCUGCAGUUGGUAGUAUAGUUCAGUCAUUAUUUGGGUUUCCAUGGAUCUGUCACUUCACUUAAUAUCAGAAAACUGAAAAGAAACAUCUCUCAGUUUGGAAGUGAUCGUGUAUUCUGUCAUCAUAGGUGCUGCUCAUUAGUUUGAAAAUACUCUUUCCACACUUCUAGAACGAUGUCUUCCAUUGGUUGAUCAUUAUGAGCACUUUGUUAUACCUCUUCAAAGGGUGCACAUUUUAUAGGACCCCAAUCUCAGGCACAAAACUCAACCUGGCCUCAAAGAUGAACUUAUUCCAUUGUGGAGAGCAAUGGUCACCGUGAGCUCACGUCUGUCCCAUUCUGGUGAAUGAGACAAACCCUUCAAGUUAAUUCCUUCAGACGUGACUGCUUAGUAAAAGACCACAACGCCAAGGCUGUAAUUUCCAUUAUACGGUACGUCCUUACAACACCCAGUGAAUGUUUUUACUGCAGUGCUCCUCGGGAGUUUAAAUUGACCUUUUUUGUUCUUUGAUCUUGAACUUUAAAUCAAAUACAAGUUUAAUAAGGAUAUUUUCACGAAAGCCUUGAAAAUACUGUACCUUCAAGUCACUCAAUACCAUCUGCAGAGAAUGAACGACUUUUACUUCAGGAGCCACGGAUGCCUGAAAUUGCUGCUUACACUUUGCAAGCACAACUGUACUGUGUUAUUAUUAUGGAGAUAGUUUUAUCAGUCAGUCACCUUCAAAGCCGCUCAUCCUUCAUGCGGGGGGCUGGAUUCAAUCCCAGCCAUAUAGUUUGUAUUACAUAUGAAGAAUCGAGGACCAUAUUCUACUAAUAUUUUGUACAUAUUGUAUUUUACCGUUUGGGGGAAGUCAUGUUUCUGACUGCAUGUUUACCUGCCAUAGAAAAGGUGCUAUUUUUAAAGGUAUUUUUAUUCUGUGUAUUGAAGACGGAACAGCGUGUUUUUGUGUGUCGCAAACUAUUCUGUUCCCGUAGUGUUAUGGAACAUUUUAAAAGACCUUUCUAAUAAACCAUAAGUUUGACUAAA
Molecule: messenger RNA, 11006 nt
Organism: Gasterosteus aculeatus aculeatus (three-spined stickleback)
Lineage: Eukaryota; Metazoa; Chordata; Actinopteri; Perciformes; Gasterosteidae
Source: RefSeq, a predicted model, not a curated record